UCAACACGCUCCCACAGCCGUCGGCUGCCUUAAGACUAUAAUAUAGCUCAGGAAAAAACCAUUCCACACUCCAAGUUUUCUAUCUCUCUGUUUUCUAUCUCUCUAGAAGAUUCACAAAGAGCAAGAAAAGAGGAAAAAGAUUCAAUCUUGACCUUUGUUCUUGUAUAUCAAAUCUAAACUUUUGAUCUUUUUUCUGAGUUUGUGUAAAACUUGCAUUAGAUUGGUUUGGAUUCUUGAUUUGGAGAUAAGACUAUGGGGUUUGAGAAAGAUGAAGCAAGUUCAUCUUCCCAUGUAUUGAGCAUCCCAAAAGAAGAUACACCACUUUUAGGCAAGACUCAACACCUCUCUUCUCCUUCAAAAACUUUUGCUAAUGUUUUCAUAGCAAUAGUUGGAGCUGGAGUUCUUGGUCUUCCUUACACUUUUAAGAGAACUGGAUGGGUUUUAGGUUCAAUUAUGCUCUUCUCAGUUGCUUUUCUUACCUACUACUGUAUGAUGCUUUUGGUUUAUUCAAGGCGUAGGAUUGAAUCCCAACUCAAAGCUGCAAAAGUUUCAUCUUUUGGUGACUUGGGAUUUGCUGUGUGUGGACCUGUUGGGAGAUUUGCUGUUGAUGCUAUGAUUGUUCUAUCCCAAGCUGGUUUUUGUAUCAGCUACUUGAUUUUUGUAGCUAAUACUUUAGCAUAUUUGUUUAAUUACUCUAUCACAAAACCAGAUCCUACAAUCUUGGGAUUUUCACCCAAAUCAGUGUAUAUUUGGAGCUGUUUCCCAUUCCAGUUGGGGUUGAACUCAAUUCCAACACUGACCCUUUUAGCCCCUUUGAGCAUAUUUGCUGAUAUUGUUGAUUUAGGAGCUAUGGGUGUAGUAAUGGUUGAGGAUGUGAUGAUUUACCUUACAAACAGACCAGUUCUUGAAAUGUUUGGUGGGUUCAAUGUGUUUUUCUAUGGUCUUGGUGUAGCUGUCUAUGCUUUUGAAGGGAUUGGAAUGGUUUUGCCUCUGGAAUCAGAGACAAGAGACAAGGACAAAUUUGGGAAAAUCUUGGGUUUAGCAAUGGCUUUCAUAUCAUUGAUGUUUGGUGCUUUUGGAAUAUUAGGUUAUUUUGCUUUUGGAGAAGAUACUAAGGAUAUAAUCACUACAAAUCUUGGGCAAGGUUUGCUCAGCAGUUUGGUUCAAAUUGGCCUUUGCAUAAACUUAUUUUUAACUUUCCCAUUGAUGAUGAAUCCAGUUUAUGAAGUAAUGGAAAGGAGAUUUUGUGAAGGCAGUUACUGCUUGUGGAUUAGAUGGCUUGUGGUUUUGGCAGUUACUUUUGUGGCAUUAGUAGUGCCUAAUUUUGCUGAUUUCUUGUCACUUGUUGGGAGCAGUGUGUGUAUUAUUUUGGGGUUUGUUUUGCCUGCUUUGUUUCACCUGAUUGUGUUUAAGGAUGAGCUGAGCUGGCAUGGUUUGGCUUUUGAUUCUGCUCUUAUUGUUAUGGGCACUGUUUUUGCAGUCUAUGGCACUUCUUCUUCCCUAAUGGAGAUCUUAGCAAAAAAGGCUUAGUUUUUCCCAUAGCAUUUCAGAAGAUGUAUAUUAUGAACUCUUGGUUUAGAUUGAGUUCAGAUUACUUUUUUAAGAGAUUAUUUUCAUUCCUAAGCAAAGAGUAAGCUCACUCUUUGUUCUUAUUAGUAAUAAGUUUGUUAAGCUAUCCUUUCACAAAUGAUAUAAAGGAUUGGUGUGAGGGGUCUGAGAUUCAUAUUCAUGUGGUUAUUUAUUGCAAGACAUUAUAUUGCUUAAUUGGCCAAUUUGGUUUUCUCUUCUUAAUACUUGGUACUUGUUAUGUUAUGCAUAUAUAAUAUGCUAUGGGAAUUGACCACA
Molecule: messenger RNA, 1845 nt
Organism: Nicotiana tabacum (common tobacco)
Lineage: Eukaryota; Viridiplantae; Streptophyta; Magnoliopsida; Solanales; Solanaceae
Product: amino acid transporter AVT3B-like
Biological process (GO): neutral amino acid transport; amino acid transmembrane transport
Cellular component (GO): vacuolar membrane
Molecular function (GO): L-amino acid transmembrane transporter activity; neutral L-amino acid transmembrane transporter activity
Source: RefSeq, a predicted model, not a curated record